CGCCCCCCACCGCCCCCCCCGCGCUUUGGUCGUGCCCUGCUCCUCCCUCUCCCCCCGCCGCGGCGCGGAGUGGGCCAGCCCGCCCCUAUAUAAGAGCCGGGUGGGCGUCUCCGCGCCGCAGCGUCGACGGCAGCGGGGCGUUGCGCUUGAGGUGUUGCGGGGGACAUCGUCGUGCGUGGGGCGCAGCCUGCCUUCUUCCCGGCUCCCUGCAGCCAUGGCCUGGCAACCGAUGGAGAUCAACCCUGAGAUGCUGAACAAAGUGCUGUCCCGCCUGGGGGUGGGUCCCGGGUGGCGCUUCGUGGACGUGCUGGGCUUCGAGGAGGAGGCGCUGGGUGCCGUGCCGGCCCCGGCCUGCGCGCUGCUGCUGCUGUUUCCCCUCACCGAGCAGCAUGAGAACUUCAGGAAACAACAGACUGAGAAAAUAAAGGACCAAGAAAUCAGUUCCAAGGUGUAUUUCCUGAAGCAGACAGUCAGCAACUCCUGUGGGACAAUUGGUCUGAUACAUGCAGUUGCUAAUAAUAAAGACAAACUGAAACUUGAUGAGGGCUCUGCCCUGAAGAAGUUUCUUGAUGAAACAGCUGAUCUGUCUCCUGAAGAGAGAGCUAAGCAUUUUGCAAAUAAUAAGGCUAUACAAGAAGUCCAUAAUUCAGUUGCACAAGAAGGACAAUGUCGGGUUGAGGACAACAGUGUGAACUUCCACUUCAUCCUGUUUGUCAAUGUGGAUGGACAUCUGUAUGAAUUGGAUGGGCGUAUGCCAUUUCCUGUGAACCAUGGCACAAGCUCAGAUGACUUGCUAUUGAAGGAUUCUGCUAAGAUCUGCAGACAAUUUACAGAACGUGAAAAAGGAGAAGUUCGUUUUUCUGCUGUGGCUUUCUGCAAGUCUGCCUGAGACUCUGAAGAGAUGCAAGGAAGGCAGUCUAAUAGCACACCAGUAAAUGCAGUCUAAACUCCAGUGCUUCAGUACUCGUUAAACACAGCUGUUCUGGUAACUUAAAUUGUUUCCACCUUUUGCUAUACACAGGAGCAACAUCAGCUGAGCUUAUGCUAAAGGAUGAGCUCAAGUUUUAAUGUGAACAGUUUGGACACAUCAGAUGUCUUUAGACUCUUUUUUCACAUGUUAAGUAGAAAAUGCUUAACAGGCCUUGUUUAAUCUGUGUCAUGUUAAUUGAGCUGUUGGUUGAUAUUUCCUUGUCCUUAAUGAGAAUAAAAUGUUCUGCUGGAAGACUAAA
Aquila chrysaetos chrysaetos is the source of this 1229-nucleotide messenger RNA. It is a transcript of the gene UCHL1, whose product is annotated as ubiquitin C-terminal hydrolase L1. Gene Ontology annotation, biological process: protein deubiquitination; ubiquitin-dependent protein catabolic process. Lineage: Eukaryota; Metazoa; Chordata; Aves; Accipitriformes; Accipitridae. The coding region runs from base 215 to 889 and encodes 224 amino acids. Gene Ontology annotation, cellular component: cytoplasm. The transcript is spliced from 9 exons. The record is from RefSeq and is a predicted model, not a curated record. Gene Ontology annotation, molecular function: cysteine-type deubiquitinase activity.